This is a messenger RNA of Styela clava, 2755 nucleotides long. RefSeq lists its product as uncharacterized. The record is from RefSeq and is a predicted model, not a curated record. Gene Ontology annotation, molecular function: GTPase activity; GTP binding. Lineage: Eukaryota; Metazoa; Chordata; Ascidiacea; Stolidobranchia; Styelidae.
CGUCGAAUUUUAUAGAAGUGACUCGUGAGUAUCAUGACAGCAUAAGAAUAAAUCACGAUGCAUUGCGACGUGUUCUCAUCAGAUCGGAGAUCGGAGAUCGGCCUAUAGCUUUCAUUUCAAUUGUUGGAAGAGUAAGAACUGGGAAGUCCUUCCUUCUCAACUUUAUUUUGCGGUAUCUUAAAAAUGAAGGCUGGAAAGACUCAAACUGGAUGGGUGACGACCACACGAGCGUCGGUAAUGGAAUACCAUUCACAUCUGGACCUCAACAGGACACGACAGGAAUUCGAAUAUGGCAUGAAGUUUUUUAUGUGCCUCAAAAGGAAGGAGAAAAGAUGGCUGUAUUAUUAAUGGACACGCAAGGCUUAUUUGACAAUGCAACACCGGAGGACGUCAACAUAUCUUUGCUCACAUUGAGUACGUUAGCAAGCUCUUUGCAAAUAUUCAACACCAAUAGAGUGCUGGAUACUCGAGACUUGAGUUACCUGAAGACUUGUGUCGAGUUUGCAAAGGAGACCGCACGUUCCGACGAUCCAUUAUUUAAGUUACAAGCCUUGAACUUUCUGGUCAGAGACCACGAUGGCGACGAACCUUUCAAAUACGGCGAAGAAGGAGGCGAGAAAUAUAUGCAAACUAUCUUUGACUCAAAAGAUGGCGAUGACAAGCAGAUAACUAUAAGAAAACAAAUUAAAGAAAGCUUUAACAAUGUCAGCUGUUCACUUCUACCGCAUCCUGGUCUUGGUGUACCAAAAAAAGCUUUUCAGGGCACAAAUGCAGAACUUGAACCAGAGUUCAGACAGCAAAUCAAAUCGUUCGUGGAAUUCAUCGCAUUUCCUUUCCGUUUGCAACGCAAAGAAUCAAACAAGAAGGCACUAACAGCACGAGAUAUUCUCAACAUGAUAAUCGCUUCUGAUGGAAUAUUUGCUUGCAGAGUCUACGAACCAGAGAACAUGAUUGAGGUGAAUAUAAAGUCGUAUUACGCCACCGCAUACGAAGAAUCCAUAAUUGAAUAUGACGAAGCCAUGAAGAAAAUUUUUCCCGGCGAUAAUGUCAUGAAUGAUGAAGAAUUGAAAAAGUAUCAUCAAGAUGCGAAGAAAAAUGCUCUGAAGGUGUUUGAGCUGACGAAACAAAUGGGCGACGGAAAAUUUCGAAAGCAUUAUCAUGCCCACCUUGGUAAAAUAUGCGAAGAUCACUUUGAUACUGCGACUCGGAAGAACAAUGCGCUGAAGAAUGCCGCUCAGCUAGUGAAAAAAAGAAAAACUAGAAAAGCAAUUUGCGAAUAUGAAAAAGAAAUGCAGUUGUUUCUCGCAAAUGACUGCGUAGAACCAAUAGAAUUGAUGAAACACCACACGCGAACAUUCGAAAAAGUACGCAAUGGAUACGGAGAUGCUAUAAACGCAGAUGAGCUUCAGAGUGAGGUUAAUGACCUUCAUUUGAAAAUCCGUUUCGAAAACAAACAAAGAAUUGACAUGAAGAAAUCACAAAGCGAGGACGUAAGAAAAUCGGGCCUGUAUUGGCUAGUUCGGGAUUUGGACUUUAAAUGCGGCAAAAAAUGGAGAAAGAGAUUGUCGACAUAUCAAGCUGUUGCUGACAUGGCAAAGCAUCAUAAAGAGAUAAAGAAAAAAAUUGAAAUCAAAUAUCGUAAAAACGCAUUGACGGACAUCGAACUGAAAUACAGCAAUAAACUGGAACACAGGCUUGAAGUAGAGUACAAAAGAGCAUUGGCAGCGUCUAGGAAAACCACGUAUUCAGAAUCGUUGAAAGAACAGAUUUCUCGCCGUCCGAUCAAAAAUGAAGAGGAAAAGAAAGACAUACCAGAAAAAGAGCAUUUCUGUUAUGACGUGGUCGAGAAAAUCAUUUGUAAAUACGCAGAGGAACUGCAGAAAAACCUUGAUAACAAAAUUACUCCACAACAAAUGCGAGAUAACAUGGAAAGUGAACAUCGCGACAAACUGGAAGAAUAUUACGAAGGCUGCUUCAUCGCUCUGAAAGAAUAUUUUGACAAAUUGAAGGAGAUGAUCAAAGAAAGAAAAGAAAAAGCGAAUAAACAAAACAACAAAACUAAGGAAAAUAUGAUAUCGGAGCUGACUUGUAUGAUUGAAGAAGAAGUAUUUGCAGAAGAAGAAAGGCUACAGGAGAUGAUGAACGAUCGUUAUUUUGACAUGGAUGAACUGGAUUCGCAUUACGAAAAAAUCAAGAGGAAAUUUUUGGAUGUCUUGUCUUCGAGCGCGACGCAGUUCUUUCUCAGAUCACAUAUCAUCAAAGAAUUUGAGUCAGUCAUAAAAGAAAAAUUUGACGAAUCGUUGGAAAAAAUGAAAAAAAAAAAUGCUGAGAACGUUGAUAGUCGAAUUGUGACAAGCAAUGAAAUUCCCCAAAACGGAUCGUUAUGGGAAAGAAUAAAAAAAUUUUUCCGUCGGCUGUUUGCAUUGAAUUAAUUACUAUUUAAUUUUUCUUGAUCUUACAGGCUUUCCUAAUGAUAUACUCAAUAAACUAAUAAACCGCCAUAACAAUCGAAAACCUUUUUCGAUGCUUAGAACGUUAAAAAAAACACGUUAAUGAAACACUUCGAAUGCGUCAAUCGAAUUCAAUGCUAGAUCAUUGCAAAUGAUUAAUAUGUACAAGCUGAUGUAUUGACCACAAUCCGUCUGUAUCAAUAUUUGAACCCAGUUGGAUCAAAAAUUCUUUUUCAAGAACUACGUUUUAUGAUUUCCGGAACUUUUAUUUUUUAUUUCGUUGAGGGGCCUAACGUAUAUAAUCU